Molecule: messenger RNA, 1932 nt
Organism: Nerophis lumbriciformis (worm pipefish)
Lineage: Eukaryota; Metazoa; Chordata; Actinopteri; Syngnathiformes; Syngnathidae
Source: RefSeq, a predicted model, not a curated record
AUGGAACUGUUCAGGUUUCUCGGGUUGAUCAUGCUCAGCCUGAGUCUGACUGGAGUUCAAACGCUCACACCAGCCCACUUUCUUUCCCUGGCCGAUAUUGCUCGACUUCAAAUUCUCUUCAGCCAGCCCUUUGAGGACUUGGAGUCGGCAUACUACUCUGUCAUCGGUCUUUCCAAACUUGGAGCCACUGUUCCUGAUCACAAGAACGUAUGCCAGUUCCUGAAUUCCCAGCUCGAUCCCACUGAUGUCGACUCAAUCUUCUUUGCUGCGGAGACGAGCCAAGCCUUACCUGGAUGUGAGAUCCCUGUGACCAAUGACACUCGAGACAUCCUUCUGGCUGCUGUCAGUGAAGACUCAACCAUGACUCAAAUUCACCGAGCUGUUAGCGCACUCAGUUCUUUGGGGCUUCCUGUGACAUCUCAGGAAGUCGUAAGUGCGCUCACAGCUCGCAUAAAUAAGGAGGACAAUGUCAUGGCCAUUACUUUAGCUCUACAAACAGCCACCCGUCUUUCUCGGAAAGCUGAACUUGGAGGAAUACUUGAGGAAAUUGAGGAUCUGACAGCUCGUUUAGAUGAUCUUGGUGGCAUCUUCCUCCAUUUUGAAGAGGGACUUGAGGCCACUGCCAUGUUUGUAACUGCUGCGUAUGCCCUGUCAGAUCAUACCGAUAUAGAGCCACCACUGAAACAGGACCAAGUCAUUCAGCUGGUGAACUCCAUUUUCAGCAAGAAGUCCUGGGACUCUUUGGCCGAAGCUUUCAGUGUGGCAAACGCUGCUGCUACUCUCUCCAACAACCGUUUUCAUGUUCCAGUGGUCGUCAACUCUCAUGGCCCGCCCACUGUGUCGCACAGCCAACCAACCCUGCAGAUCCUUGUUACUGAUGUCAUGUCUCAGCCUCUGGCCUCGGCUAACGUGCACGUGGAAUCUGUGUAUGCCUUGGCCUCGAAGAGCGUCAUUCUUGGCCAAGCGCCAUUCACGCUCAAUGACGGUAUCUUUGAACUGAACUUCAUGACCCAACAACCAGCCAGCGGAUAUUACCAAUUCACACUUUCUGUGACUGGUGAUUCCCGAUUGAUUGCCAAUCAUGUUGAGCUUAAAGUGAAAGUAUCGACUGAGGUGGCUGUUACCAAUAUGGACCUCUCUGUGGUGGAUAAGGACCAGAGCAUUGGCACUAAGACCACCAGGGUUGAAUAUCCUGCUAAAGCAAAGAGCUCCUUCACCGCUGAUAGCCACCAGAACUUUGCCAUGGCAUUCCAGCUGGUUGACGCCAAUACUGGAGUUGAACUUACUCCACACCAGACUUUUGUUCGGCUCCAUAAUCAGAAAACUGGCCAAGAGGUUGUUUUUGUUGCCGAGCCAGAUUCUAAGGGUCUGUACAAGUUUGAGUUGGAUGCUGCAGAGCGUAAAACAGAAUUUGCCCUGAUCUCGGGUACCUAUUCUCUGUAUCUGAUGGUUGGAGAUGCCACACUGGACAACCCCAUCUUGUGGAACGUGGUGGAUGUUGUGCUGAGGUUUGUGGAUGAGGACGCCCCAGCUACCAUUCAAGCCAAGACUCUUUACGUACCCAAACCAGAGAUCCAUCAUUUGUUCAGGGAACCAGAGAAGAAGCCACCAACGGUCGUUUCCAAUGCAUUUACUGCACUCGUCCUGUCUCCUAUCCUGCUUCUGCUUAUCCUGUGGAUUAAGCUCGGGGCGAACAUUUCCAAUUUUAGCUUUUCUCCCAGCACCAUUCUCUUCCAUGUUGGACAUGCAGCGCUGCUGGGCCUGAUGUAUGUCUACUGGACCCACUUGAACAUGUUCCAGACUCUUAAGUACCUGGCGAUUAUCGGCGCUGUAACAUUCCUGGCCGGGAACCGCAUGCUAGCACAAAAAGCAGUGAAGAGGAUUGCUGCCGAGCAAAGUAGUAGGUUGGCAAAGUAUAGGAGCCUCCGAUAA